Molecule: messenger RNA, 6197 nt
Organism: Megalopta genalis
Lineage: Eukaryota; Metazoa; Arthropoda; Insecta; Hymenoptera; Halictidae
Gene: Delta
Product: neurogenic locus protein delta
Biological process (GO): cell communication; multicellular organism development; Notch signaling pathway
Cellular component (GO): membrane
Molecular function (GO): calcium ion binding
Source: RefSeq, a predicted model, not a curated record
UGUGUAGACGCGAGGGACACGUACGGGUCCUUUCCAAACGCUACCAGCGCACGCGUGUGUAACCGCCAAUCGUAACAGUUUCAGAGUUUUCGUAUUCUUCGGGUACGCAGAGACACGCGGGACUUACCGAAGAGAGAGAGAGUUCUUUCGCCGGAGAGUUCUUCGCCACUCCGUUCUCUUCCGCACGAUCCGCUUUGGGAACCGCGGUUUAUCGUGACGCGAUAAAACGAUAGAAGAUAGAAAGAAAUCGGAGACCAAGCAACGACGACGACGGACACACACGUAUUCGUACGGUUGAUCCGGCGGCGCGCGGUUCGCAGGAUAACAGAAACCGGGACACAAGGCAACGUAACGCCGGUCGUCGAACCAACCGAGAUCGGAGGACUCGCCAUCUGUCGAUCGCGCACGCCGCAGUGUCUCGUGACCGAUCGACGUCGCGCAGUGCUUGCCGGAAUAACCGCGGUGUGGCGCUAGUGUCUCGGCCGUUUUAGUGGCGCGCGCGCGGAAACCCCGUGGAUCCCCGGAUCAUCGUAGCCGAGCGACGAAGAGGACGAAAGAGAGAGAGGAGCCGAAAGAGGAUAGGAAAAGUGCGCAUUCGAGGGAGGAACGAUUUAGCCUGCCGAAGAUCGCGUACACGCUACGAGGCACUUUCACAAGGAAAACGACCGGGAGUCCGGUGUACGCGGGCCAAGGGGCGCAUCUCUGGAUCCCAGUAGUAGUCGAGCCGCGGAGCGGUGCCAUUCGUGCCGGUUCUCUUCUUCGCGUGUUACUUACUCCUCUCGUCUCGUUUUCUCCCCCCUCCCGAACCACCAGCACCCCCACCCCGGCCCUUAGAAAAACUUCCCCUCGCUCGAAACGAAGCACAUUGACUCUCCCUCUCUCCCCCCCGCUCCUCCACGUUUGACUCUUGCUCGCACACACGACGAAAGGGUACCCUCGCUCCACCUCCGCCGGUGCUGUUACCACCACCGUAGACGCGCGUCGUCGUCGCCGAGGUUCCCCCACCAUCGUCGGACGGCCGCUACCGCCGCCGAUAUACUCCCCUCCGUUCGCCCCCACCACUUUCUCCUCCAGCGGCGCUGUGCCACCACCGCCGCCACCACCACCACCACCACCACUCUUCCGGGCCGACACUCUUGCCGAGGGAAUUAUUCCUCACGGUUCGUCGACGGCCAGUCAGUGCGCGACUCGUCGUUGUUGCGACGGUUGGCGAGGCGAGAGUGGUGUCGUACCGUGUGCCUUUUUUUUUCUCUCUCUCUCACAUUGGCCCUCAAAGCCGGCGAAGGAUAAUUAUGCUCGUGGCGGAUCGUCGCGACUCUCGUCGACGUAGUGGCUCGUGCGACGCGAAACAACGCUCCACGCGGGCGUAGUUACGAGAUACACGUAUACUUCUGAUCGAGGGGACCGCGGAUUAAACGGCGACCAAACAUCGUUGCGACGACAACAAGAGAGGAUCCGAUACAACAAUAUAUAUACAUACAUACAUAUAUUACACGGGGAGAGCGUGUGUCCGAUUGUAUCUAGGCGGCCACAGAGAGUUGUACGCGUGCAGCGAGAAAAAAAAGGGGAAAAAACCAAGCGACUCGCCGAAAGGAUCGCGCGCGCGCUCGGCACCCGGUGUGUUUCACCUAAUUAUCCUACGCACGACUGCAUUACCAUCCGAUAUACCCUGGACGAAGCUGUUCGACGACUCUCGGCGUCCCACGGAUAAAUGGAAUAAAGUGUGUCACAGGCAGUGUUCAGUGAUCUCGCGCGUGAUAUAUAUAUUUAUAUAUAUAUAUAUAAAUAUUAUAUUUGCAUUAUUCGUAUCACCUGCUCGGGCGGCGUACGUGAAAAAUUUUACGGUUAACGUACCUAGAGUGUAUAUUAUUAUUAUUAUUAUUACCAUCAUUAUUAUUAUUAUUAUUGCAGUGCGACCAUAUAGGACAGAGAAGUGACGCGAGUUCAUCUCGUUGUUUAUUUUUUUUUCUUAUUCUUCCUCGUCUGCUUCGUCGUCGUCGUUGUCGUCGUAAUUCGCGUUUUUCGUUCGGUAUUCCGAUCCCGAUUCUAUCGCGCGACGAGAAUCGCCGGGCAACGACAAGUUCUACGACACUUUGCACGCAUCGGAGAGGAUUAACAACCGCCGACUGGGGCACACACCACGUUGCGCGUCGGCUCGUCGUCGGCUGAGAGAGAGCAAGAUAUUCAGUAGAGAGAGGUUGCGACGCGAGGACGCGGCGACGGUGCGUGUUACACCUUGUGUUAAACACCUCGUAAACGGCGGUUCACGGUGGGCUAUGCAGCCUCGCGAAACCCAAGCGAGGAGGUAACGCCGACGAGCACACACACCUGGGCACCACGGUCCACACGCAUCCGCCGUCGACGAAGCACCGGCGGCGUGUAAACAUCCGACACCCAACAACCACCAAACAUGUGGACCACGAUGCUCGUGUGGACGGUCGCCGUCGUGCUAUUGCCGACACCCCGAACGGUGAACGCCUCGGGGGUGUUCGAGCUGAGGCUGAAGUCGUUCGUGAACGAGUACGGGAAGGACAGUCUGGGCAAGUGCUGCUCGGGCAGCACGUCCAAGACCGGCGAAUGCUCGGGCGUUUGCAAAACCAGGUUCAGGGUAUGCCUGAAGCAGUAUCAGGUGAAGAUCGACACGACGACGCCGUGCACGUACGGCGACGUCGUCACACCCAUCCUCGGCGAGAACAUCGUUAACCUGAGCCCCAACGUCGCCAUGCCGAGCUUCACCAACCCCAUCAGAUUCCCGUUCGAGUUCACGUGGCCGGGCACCUUCUCGCUAAUUGUGGAGGCUUAUCACGACGCAGACAACACGACACACCACUCAUCCGAGAAGGUGCUGAUAACGAGGCUGACCACGCAGAAGUGGCUGGACGUCGGGCCGAACUGGACCGAGGACGAGUACAGGAGCGCCCACUCGAAGAUGGUGUACGAGUACCGGGUGACAUGCGUCGCCUACUAUUACGGGAAGGGCUGCGAGAACCUGUGCAGGCCGAGGGACGACAAUUUCGGGCAUUACAGCUGCAGCCCGAUCGGCGAGAGGGUCUGCCUCUCUGGAUGGAAGGGCGACUACUGCAAUAGCCCCCUCUGCCUGCCCGGAUGCGACGACCAGCACGGACAGUGCAAGCGACCCGACGAAUGCAUAUGCAGCCAGGGCUGGGAGGGCACCUAUUGCGACGAGUGCAUGAGAUACCCGGGCUGCCUUCACGGUAGCUGCCAAAAGCCCUGGGAGUGCCUGUGCGACGAGGGCUGGGGCGGUCUGUUCUGCAACCAGGACCUGAACUACUGCACGAAUCACAAGCCCUGCAUGAACGGCGGCACCUGCUUCAACACCGGCCUGGGUUUGUACACCUGCUCGUGCGCGCCGGGCUUCACCGGCACCGACUGCGAGAAACCGCUUUUGGACUGUCACUCGAAGCCCUGCCUGAACGGCGGCUCCUGCAGCAUGGACUCGUCGUACAGCAACGCGAGCCUGUCGUCGGCCGGUCCGUCGAAGUCGACGAACCAGCAGCAACAGCAACAGCAGCAGCAGCAGCAGGACCAAUCUUCCUCGUCCUCGAAGCAGCAGAAUCAGCAACAGCAACAGCAUCGCACCGCGUACAAGUGCACCUGUCCGCCCGGCUGGCGCGGUCGUCACUGCGAGAUUAGCACGAGAUCCUGUCGCGAUUCGCCAUGCCAUCACGGAGCCACCUGCGAGGACGACUCUCUGCGCGGCUACGUCUGCCGGUGUCCUCCCGGCUACACCGGCAACGACUGCGAGUCCCAGCUGAACGAGUGCUCGCCGAAUCCGUGCGAGAACGGCGGCAGCUGCACCGACAUCGUGAACGGUUUCAGGUGUGCCUGCCCGGCCGGUUACACCGGCGAACGGUGCGAGACCAACAUCGACGACUGCCAGGGCGACCCUUGCCUGAACGGCGCGACCUGCGUCGAUCUCGUGAACCAGUUCCGGUGCCAGUGCGUGCCGGGAUACGUCGGCCGGAUCUGUCAGGACAAGGUCGACUACUGUCUGGCGAAACCGUGCGCGAACGGCGGCCGUUGCAUCUCCGGGACGAACGAUUACCGGUGCGACUGCAAGCCCGGCUUCACCGGCAAGGACUGCAGCGUGGACGUGGACGAGUGCCGCAGCGCGCCCUGCAAGAACGCCGGCACAUGCCGCAACCGGGUGAACGGGUUCAUCUGCGAGUGCCCGAACGGCUGGCACGGCGACACCUGCGCCGAGGAGGUAGGCAGCGUAGGGACCUCCUCCGUGUUGCCGGCGGCCGCGGCAGCGGCGGCGGCGGCGGCCGCUGCGUCGGCCGCAGCGGCGGCUUCGGCGGCGGCGGCGGCGGGGGCCUCGCCGUCGUCGAACACGGCGGUGCCGGCGGUGCCGCCGUCGGGGGCCAGCUACUGGUCCGGGAAUCUCUCGAGGCACGUGGCGUCCGCCGAGCCGAGGGACGCCGGGCUGACCACCGAGCACGUGGUCGUGAUAGCGACCCUGUCGACCGCGGUGCCGGCGUUCAUCCUCGUGGCUGCGGUCGCGGUGAUGUGCAUGAAGAGGCGGCAGAAGCGCGAGCAGGCCAAGGCCGACGAGGAGGCCAGGCUGCAGAACGAGAGGAACGCGGUGCACAGCAGCAUGAGCAAGAGGAGCGGCGGCGUGAUGGGCGGCGUCGGCGGCACCGUCGGUUCCACCGGGAGCACCGUCGGCAUAGGGAACGUCGGGCUGUUGGGUGGCGCAGGCAGCGGCAUGAUCUCCGGCGGCGUCGGCGGCGGCAGCGUCUGCACCCUGGGCACAGGGGACGCGCACAUGAUCAAGAACACAUGGACGGCGAACAAGAGCGUGAACAACGCCGCGUCCGCCAGACAGGACGACCUCGACUCGUCGUUUCAAACGGACGUCACGCUGGACAGCUCGUGCUCGGGUUACAAGCCGGAACCGGUGCUGCAGGACGGCCGAACGCGGACGACCAAGCAGCUGAACACCGAGGCCGCGGCGCACAGGGCGUCCCAUCUAUUCCAGAAGGAGAAGGACUGCCUGGGACUGGGUCUCGGGAUCGGCGUCGGCGUCGGCGUCGGUGUGAUAGAGUCCGCGAAGAGGUCGUCGGUGUUCGUCGGGAACGGAGCCACGGACAGCUGUUGCGCGGCGGAGGCGGCGUUGCUCAAGAGGCCGCCGCAGUCCAUCACCGAAGGGGGCACCGGACCGCCCGGCGGCGGCGGGGGUGGCGGCGGUCCAGCGGACUCCGGCUGCGGGGUGUACGUGAUAGACGAUCAUUACAGGCACGACUCGUCGCUGGCGGCGACGCUCGCGACGGAAGUGUAGUUCCACCGGUGCCCCAGGCCACCGACCGCAACGCGCCCUCUUUGUUGGAGCCAACGUUCAUGAACUCGUCUACUACUUGUUGUGUGUCGUCGGUUCCUUGCCGCUCGCGCGGUGCGAGGCCCGCGAAUCGUGACAAAGCUGCUGUCAGUGUGAGCGAACUCCUUGAAAUUCUGUUUCGUUUGUUCGUUUAUCGGGUCGCCAUUCUCGAGUGUCGAGUAUACACACACACACACACGGGGAAACGACGUCUGGUGGUGUGCGGUUCUCCCGACGCGCGGUUUUUUACUUACUACCCUUGUGAACGCGUGAGCGCGAUCAUCGCACGCGGCUUGUUGCAGAGUUUAAUCAAAGACCGCCCGCCCACCCCGGGAGGACCACAGGACACGGAAGAAGAGAGACCCGGGCGACGAUCCUCGCGGACGAGGGAGCAUUCUUUUUGUCCCGAUGGAAAAGACAAUUGUAUCAUUUUUUUCUAUACCCCCCAACACUUUCCGCCCCCGCCCCUGAAACCCGCGCUCUUUUCGUUUCUCUUUUCUAUAACUUUGUCCUGUCGCUAUUUUGUUUUUUUUUUUAAGUGAGGAGCUCGACGGACCGAGCACGAAGAAAGAGUAUAUAUUGUGUAUGUAUACGCGCUAUACAUAAACGAGAUGCUGUGGGGGCGGACGACGUCGCGGAUAAACCGUCGUUCGGCCCGUUCUUUAGGUGUUAAUAUUCUAUCAUGCUCGAAUUGCGAAACUUUGUACAGAACUAAUUUAUUAUUAUUGUUAUUUACUAUUAUUUACUAUUUCGCUAUUAUUAUUAUUAUUAUUAAUAUUAUUAUUAUAUUAUUAUUAUAUUAUUAUUAUUCUAAUUAUUAUUAAUAUUAUUCUAUCGUAUCCGAACGCCCCCGCGCGCG